Molecule: messenger RNA, 303 nt
Organism: Rotaria sp. Silwood2
Lineage: Eukaryota; Metazoa; Rotifera; Eurotatoria; Philodinida; Philodinidae
Source: the annotation of a GenBank genome assembly
AUGCCAGUGAAUAUUUCGGGCACCACUCUUCUUGCCACUACAGCCCAACAAGGUGCUGGAUUAGUGAAUGCAUUUCAACUCAUUCAAGCCACUACGAUAAUUUCACCUAGUGAGCUUGCACUGAAUGAUAGUAUCAGACAAGCCUCCUCGUAUACUAUCGAAGUAACCAAUAUAGGCAAUGAAACAGUCACGUACAAUAUCAAUCAUUCUGGUGCAGCAUUGGCUACUGGGUUACGGAAAGAAAAUGACAUGCUUUUAGCUCAACCAUUGUAUUCAGCCGACUAUGCUGUGAGUUCUACUUAA